Molecule: messenger RNA, 1035 nt
Organism: Urocitellus parryii (Arctic ground squirrel)
Lineage: Eukaryota; Metazoa; Chordata; Mammalia; Rodentia; Sciuridae
Product: thioredoxin-dependent peroxide reductase, mitochondrial-like
Biological process (GO): hydrogen peroxide catabolic process; cellular response to stress; cell redox homeostasis
Cellular component (GO): mitochondrion; cytosol
Molecular function (GO): thioredoxin peroxidase activity
Source: RefSeq, a predicted model, not a curated record
AUGGCGAAAGCUUGUUACAGCAGUUACAGCAGUCUCAUUACACAGACUACUCAGAGGUUGGCCUAUGAAAACUCAUUGCUGCUAGURUGGUGGAACACCCCUGUAAUUCCAGCAGCUCCAGACGCUGACACAGGAGAAUGGCCGCCCACCCUGCAGUUCCCCUAUGCACUGGAGAUGAUGACCUCCAUUGCUGGACAUAUGAGCGCCAUUUCUUGGGACAUUUCUUUCUCUGCUGUCCUUAGGCCUGUUGCUUCUAUACACUUGACAAACAUACAGUAUUCUGGYUCUUCUCAUACAAAAUUGACUUUUAGUACCAGUUCCUCCUACCAUGCUCCUGCUGCCACUCAGCACACACCCUUUUUUAAAGGUACAGCUGUUGCCAAAGGAGAGUUCAAAGAGCUAAGCCUUGAUGACUUUAAUUCACAGAACAUUUUAAUUAUGAAAUACUUGGUGCUUUUCUUCUACCCUGUGGAAUUCACCUUCCUGUGCCCUACAGAAGUCUUUGCUUUCAGUGUCAAAGCCAAUGAGUUUCACAAUGUGAACUGUGAAGUGGUUGCAGUUUCUGUGUACUCCCACCUGAGCCACCUUGCCUUGAUGGAUAUGCAGCGGAAGCUCUACUGUUUGUGCCAUAUGAACAUUGCACUCUUUUCGGAUUUAACCAAACAAAUUUCUUGAGACUACAGUGUGCUUUUUGAAAGUGCUGGKCUUGCACUCAGAGGUCUAUUCAUAAUUGACUCCCAUGGAGUCAUCAAGCAUCUGAGUAACAAAGAUCUGCCUGUAGGCCAGAGCAUGGAAGAGAACCUCUGUCUAGUGAAGGCAUUCCAGUUUGUGGAAACUCAUGGAGAAGUCUGCCCAGCAAACUGGACACAAGACUCCCCUAUAAUCAAUACAACUCCAACAGCUUCCAAAGAGUACUUCGAGAAGAUAAGUCCACAGAUAAUCCCCUGUGCCCCUGCAGCUUCUCAUGUCAGAAAAGAACUACAGCUGGAAACUUUUAAGCAUUUAAAAAUAAUUAUAUAUAAAAGGCAAGUCUAA